AUGCCUAAAAGUCGAAAUUCAAACAAUCUUAAGAGCCUAUAUAUUGCUUGGGUUUGUGUCUUUGUGGAUGGAUUAAUUCGGGACUCUGGAUUCAAUGCUCCGUUAUUUAAUGGUGAAAUUGAUGAGAAGCUGCAGGCAUACCAAUCGCGUACGUAUUUGCAAAAAUUGGGUGGAAAAGGUGGUGGUGGUGGUGGUGGUGGAGGUAAGGGUGCAGGUAGUGGUGGUAGCCGCUGCGGAGGGAAAGGAGGUGGAGGUAGUGGCACCGGUGGUCGCAGCUCGGGUACUAGUUCUAGCAGCUAUGGUUUAUACAGUGGUAGUAGUGGCGGGUCUAUGAAGGCUCCUGGUGGCAGAGGGGCUUAUAUUUCUAGGGAUGCUUUUGAGAAUGAUCCAAAGGGAUACUUCAACCAACUCCACGCUAAGGGAAAGUAG
This is a messenger RNA of Nelumbo nucifera (sacred lotus), 429 nucleotides long. NCBI's taxonomy places the organism in Eukaryota, Viridiplantae, Streptophyta, Magnoliopsida, Proteales, Nelumbonaceae. The record is from RefSeq and is a predicted model, not a curated record.